AUGUUGGACAUCAACGCAUUUUUGGCUGAAAAGGGUGGAGAGCCCGAAAAGAUCAAGGCUUCUCAGAAGAAGAGAGGUGCUUCUGUCGAGCUUGUUGACGAGAUCAUCGCCGACUACAAGAACUGGACCAAGAUCAGAUUCGACUUGGAUGCGUUGAACAAGAAGUUGAACGCUUUGCAGAAGCUGAUCGGCCAGAAAUUCAAGGCCAAGGAGGAUGCCUCUGAGCUUUUGGCCCAGAAGGACCAGCUCACCAACGAGAAGAAGGAGCUCACCGAGACCGAGCAGAAGGCUGACGCUGACUUGAGAUUCAAGGUCAACCAGAUUGGUAACAUUGUUCACGACAGUGUUGUUGACUCCAUGGACGAGGAGAACAACGAGAUUGUGAGAACCUGGAAGCCAGAGGGAUUGUCUGAAAUUGGCCAGGUCGCCGCUGCCACCAACGCUCCAGCUACCUUGUCCCACCACGAGAUCCUCUUGAGAUUGGACGGUUACGACCCAGAGAGAGGUGUCAAGAUUGUGGGCCACCGUGGUUACUUCUUGAGACAGUGGGGUGUUUUCUUGAACCAGGCAUUGAUCAACUACGGUUUGUCGUUCCUUUACGGCAAGGGCUACCUUCCUUUGCAGGCUCCUGUGAUGAUGAACAAGGAAGUCAUGGCCAAGACCGCCCAGUUGUCCCAGUUCGACGAGGAGUUGUACAAGGUCAUGGACGGUGAGGACGAGAAGUACCUUAUCGCCACCUCUGAGCAGCCAAUCUCUGCCUACCACUCCAACGAGUGGUUCGAGAGCCCUGCUGAGCAGUUGCCUAUCAGAUACGCUGGUUACUCUUCUUGUUUCAGAAGAGAGGCUGGUUCCCACGGUAAGGACGCCUGGGGUAUUUUCAGAGUGCAUGCUUUCGAGAAGAUUGAGCAGUUUGUGUUGACGGAGCCCGAGAAGUCUUGGGAGGAGUUUGACCGUAUGAUCGGUGCCUCUGAGGAGUUCUACAAGUCGCUUGGUCUUCCUUACAGAGUUGUGGGCAUUGUGUCUGGUGAAUUGAACAACGCUGCCGCCAAGAAGUUCGACUUGGAGGCAUGGUUCCCAUUCCAGAAGGAGUACAAGGAGUUGGUGUCGUGCUCCAACUGUACGGACUACCAGUCGAGAAACCUCGAGAUCCGUUGCGGUAUCAAGCAGCAGAACCAGAGCGAGAAGAAGUACGUGCACUGCUUGAACUCGACCUUGUCUGCCACGCAGAGAGCGCUCUGCUGCAUUUUGGAGAACUACCAGAAGGAGGACGGGUUGGUUGUGCCCGAGGUGUUGAGAAAGUACAUUCCAGGCGAGCCCGACUUCAUUCCCUACUCGAAGGAGUUGCCCAAGAACUCCACGUCGAAAAAGAGAAACUAA
This is a messenger RNA of Candidozyma pseudohaemuli, 1377 nucleotides long. RefSeq names its product serine--tRNA ligase (gene SES1). Gene Ontology annotation, cellular component: cytosol. The coding region runs from base 1 to 1377 and encodes 458 amino acids. The record is from RefSeq and is a predicted model, not a curated record. The transcript has a single exon. Gene Ontology annotation, molecular function: serine-tRNA ligase activity; tRNA binding; ATP binding. NCBI's taxonomy places the organism in Eukaryota, Fungi, Ascomycota, Pichiomycetes, Serinales, Metschnikowiaceae. Gene Ontology annotation, biological process: seryl-tRNA aminoacylation.